UAGCUAACUACUGACUGUAGAAGAAGACCAACCGACACAAUCUCAGCCCGGUGACCGACUGCCUGCCUCUGCAUCACCGCCACGGAUCGAGCCAGGACCCGACCCACAGAACCGGAGUGAAAAUGGCGUUCACAUUCGCGGCCUUCUGUUACAUGCUGGCUCUGCUGCUCACAGCGGCUCUUAUCUUCUUCGCUAUCUGGCAUAUAAUAGCAUUUGAUGAGCUCAAGACUGAUUACAAGAAUCCUAUAGAUCAGUGUAACACUUUAAAUCCGACAAUUGAAAAGGUCAAAAAGAUUAAGAGAAUCAAAUUUGCAUUAAAGCUGGUUCUCCCAGAGUAUCUCAUCCAUUUCUUCUUCUGCGUGAUGUUCUUCUGCGCGGCCGAGUGGCUGACGCUCUCUCUCAACCUGCCGCUGUUCGCCUAUCAUGUCUGGAGGUAUAUGAGCAGACCGGUGAUGAGCAGUCCGGGGCUCUACGACCCGACCACCAUCAUGAACGCUGACAUCCUGGCCUUCUGUCAAAAAGAAGGCUGGUGCAAACUGGCUUUCUACCUGCUGUCCUUCUUCUACUAUCUCUACGGGAUGAUCUAUGUUCUGGUGAGCUCCUAAAGGAAGCUGAAGGAUGCCAGAAAGCAGACGCUGAUGAUGUUAGUGCGGGAAACUGGACCGACGCUCAGAAACACCUGACAACAGACGAACUCUCAAAACCCCCCUUACACACACACACACACACACACACACACGCGCGCAAAAACAGCGCAUUUCCGGAAACAUGAACCCCGAUUUAAAGAGAAUAUCUCGUUGCAGCGUUCCUCUCAUAGCACUAGUUAAAAUGUUUUGGAAACUAAGGAAAAACCUGAAGGACAAGUUCAUUUUUCUUCCUUUUUAUUGAUGUGGUGAUUUUGAUGCUUUGGGAUUUAAAUAAAGUUUGUUUUUUUUCUCCCAGAUUUUGAGUGUUUACAACUAUAGGCAGACGGUUGCCGCGUUAGCUUUUCCUGUGAAUUAGAUUCUGGGCUUUUAGCAGCUAAAUUAUACCUGCAGCGUGAUUCAUUAUCGACACUAAAACCAGUAGUUAAAUGCAGACGAGACUUAAGAAAAAUGUACGUUUUUUUGGGAGUUACAGUGACGUGCAUUGGUUUGAAAUCACUUAGUGAGGCGUGUUGCACGGGGACAAUCAUAACGUGGUUGUCGCAUCAGUUUUUAAUCUGAUAUAUUUAGACGUGCAUCACAUCAAGUAAUCCCUGUUAAUACGGUGGCUGGCGGGUGCAAACGUGUUGCAACGGCCCAAAACGCUCCAUGGCCAACACAUUACAGAUUCAGAAACGAUGCAAAUAUGGAAACAUCAACAAACUCUGCAAGAAGCUCAACGGGAACCAGGGGACACUAAUAAGUGACGCACACAGCUGGGAGACCAGGGGACACUAAUAAGUGACGCACACAGCUGGGACCGGAGCACUUGGUGAGUCACGUUUAAUCCUGAACGUCACCAAGCGCUCCGGUCCCAACUGUGUGCGUCACUCUUUAGUGUCCCCUGGUCUCCCAGCUGUGUGCGUCACUCUUUAGUGUCCCCUGGUCUCCAGCUGUGUGCGUCACUCUUUAGUGUCCCCUGGUCUCCGUUGUGUUUUCAGCUUCUUGCAGCGUUUUGUAUUUGCAGCGUUUGGUUUCUGCAGCUUUUAGUAAACGCUGCGCAUGUUUCCUCAAGUUGGUGAAUGUUUUCUUUAUCGCUGCAUGUUUCCUCAAGUUGGUAAAGAUGUUUCUUCACGUGUUUUGGCACAUAUGCAGCGUGUUUCUCCUGAUGGAAAUGUUUCAGGGCCGUUGUAGCGCGUUCCCACCCGUCGGCCAUUGUAUGUGAAAUCCAUGGCAAUAUGUUUCUUAAGUGUGAAUCCAGAGUAGCCAGCAAUGUGUUGUGACUUGUAUUUCUGUACUAAAUUAAGGGUAAACUCAACAGUAUAUUCAUAUGUUCAGCAUUAAUGAGCAACACUGUUCUUCUGAUUUAGAAAUUUGGUAGAAAACUUGCUAUACUGUUGAAUGUACCUUUUUACAUUUCCUUUGUUUUUGUGCUUUCUGUUCAUUUCAGCACCAAAUAUUCCAUCGUUAGGAACUUCAGUGUUUAUUUAUUGUUUUUGUUUUUUUAUGUCUCCAAGAUAUCAAACACUCCUCGCAGUGUCGGGUCAUUAUCCAGCAGUUUAGAGUUGAGGCCGUUAGACAGGACGUUUUCAUAAAUACUCCUGAGUAUUUAUUGCCAUUUAUCAGGGAACGGGAGACUGAACAUUUUUAUGUAUUCAUUCAUGUCACAUCUAGAAAAUGACAACUUGAGUUUAUUUGAAUCUAAAUAAAAAAAACUAUCCCACUCUG
This is a messenger RNA of Gymnodraco acuticeps, 2351 nucleotides long. It is a transcript of the gene cnih1, whose product is annotated as cornichon family AMPA receptor auxiliary protein 1. Bases 123 to 605 code for a protein of 160 amino acids. The transcript has 6 exons. The record is from RefSeq and is a predicted model, not a curated record. Lineage: Eukaryota; Metazoa; Chordata; Actinopteri; Perciformes; Bathydraconidae. Gene Ontology annotation, biological process: vesicle-mediated transport.